UGUCUAGGGGCCGCGCCGCCUCCGCCCUUGGGAGGAGGAGCCCUGGGCGCGGCGCUGGCACGGAAGCUUCUAGCACGUCUGCCGCGUCCCGGGUGCCUGCCCCAGGGCGGAGGCCGUGAUCGCCGGUGUGUGAGGACUCAAAUCGUCCUAGUGUUUUGUUUCUCUCGUCUCGCUAGCCCGAAAGUGUAGAAUAGCCGUUUGCUGAAUGCUUACCCUUCCUGGCCUUUCCAGUGCAGUAUGUAGGCAUGGGAGGAUGGGGCAGUCAAGUGGCAGGGUCUGGGUAACACUCAUCUUGAGGUUUGUGCCACCGACAUGUCGCCAUGAAGCGGGAAGUGGUCUGUUUCCUGUUGCUGCUGCAGCAGAUACUGCCGCCGUGGGAGUCAAAGGCCUAAAGGGUGGUGGCCCCAGCGUGGGUAACAGUGGUGGUACUAAUGGUACCUCUUUCAGCUACACAUUCCAUGGAGACCCUCAUGCCAUGUUUGCUGAGUUCUUCGGUGGCAGAAACCCCUUUGACAACUUUUUUGGGCAGCGCAACGGGGAGGAAGGCAUGGAUGUCGACGACCCAUUCUCGGGCUUUCCCAUGGGCAUGGGUGGCUUCACCAACUUUGGCCGCUCCCGCCCUGCUCAAGAGCCCACCCGGAAGAAGCAAGAUCCCCCAGUCACCCAUGACCUUCGGGUCUCUCUUGAAGAGAUCUACAGUGGCUGUACCAAGAAAAUGAAAAUCUCCCACAAGCGACUGAACCCUGAUGGAAAGAGCAUUCGAAAUGAAGAUAAAAUACUGACCAUCGAAGUGAAGAGGGGUUGGAAAGAAGGGACCAAAAUCACCUUCCCCAAGGAAGGGGACCAGACCUCUAACAACAUUCCAGCUGACAUCGUCUUUGUUUUAAAGGACAAGCCACAUAAUGUCUUCAAAAGAGAUGGCUCUGAUGUCAUUUAUCCUGCCAGGAUCAGCCUUCGGGAGGCUCUCUGUGGCUGCACAGUGAACGUUCCCACUCUGGACGGCAGGACCAUCCCUGUUGUAUUCAAAGAUGUCAUCAGGCCUGGCAUGCGGCGGAAAGUUCCUGGAGAAGGCCUCCCUUUGCCCAAAACCCCGGAGAAACGUGGGGACCUCAUUAUUGAAUUUGAAGUGAUCUUCCCCGAAAGGAUCCCCCUGACAUCCAGAAGCGUCCUCGAGCAGGUUCUUCCCAUAUAACCCAACAGCAUUCCCCAAGGACUGAGCCAGGGACCUUUCUAGAGCUUGAGGAUUUCCAGACCGUUCCACCAGUUGUGCACUACAAGAGGGCGGGAGGGCCCAGGGAGGGCUUUCGCUCUGCCUGAUGUUUUCUGCAGCAUAUAUUACAAUCUUUCAAAGUCGAGCACUAGACUUAAGUGGUUUUUCGAGGGAUAGGCAGGCUGUGGGAACAGCAGCCCUCCCACAAUGGAUCCACUCUGCACUUCCAGCCCCUGCCCAGGGGUGUGAGGCAGGCCUGCAGCUAAACUCGCUGUCUUUGUUGUCCCUUUGCUUCUGACCAUUGUGUGACAGAGACCCACCAUCUUGGUUGCCAGACCACCCUGUGCACUCGUCAAUAUCUGCUGUGUGAGCAGGUCUUGUAUUUGAAUUUGUCCCCAUACCUCUUCCCCUGAAGAAUCCUGUCUUCUCUUUGGCCAUCUCAAAUUGAGACCAGUUAUGUGGGACUGCCAGGCCAGCAUCACAAGCAAUACCUCGUUGUAGGACCACAGGGCCAGCCUGGAGUGAACAAGUCUCCAUGCUCUAGGGUCCUGGCCAGCUAGGAGGUUCCCUGGACCUCUGGCUCUGCCGAAGCCAAAUGGCUGGCUUUUGGGUCACACACUUUGCUGGUUCAAAGGCCAUCUGGGGCUUCCUGGUGGCCCAAGUCAUUUUGUGUGUGUGAUGGACUCUGGACUCUCAAAAGGAUCUAACCCUUUUGAAUUUUGCACAGCCCUCAGUACAAUCCCUUUUGAUAAAAGGGUCUUUGCUUCUGAUGACAGAAGCACUGGGAAGUCUGUAAAUACGUUUUUAUAAUUCCACGCGAAGCUGAUGUGUACUCAGAUGAAUGCAGACCCUGGCAACCCCUGCUGUCUGUCCAGGGCCGUGAUGGAAUCAGACAGAUGUCGGGAGUGAGGGCAACGGGAGUGAAGGAGUCUGUUCUCUGAAGCCAUCCUGGUGCUCUGACCUUCUGGCUCAUUGUAAGUCGCCACUGCCGACACGAGACCAAAGUGUGUGACUUGUCAUUAUGCAGCAUGACAGCAUUAAAGACUGAUGCUAAACCUCA
This is a messenger RNA of Nannospalax galili (Upper Galilee mountains blind mole rat), 2270 nucleotides long. RefSeq names its product DnaJ heat shock protein family (Hsp40) member B1 (gene Dnajb1). Gene Ontology annotation, cellular component: cytosol. The record is from RefSeq and is a predicted model, not a curated record. The transcript has 3 exons. Bases 206 to 1192 code for a protein of 328 amino acids. Gene Ontology annotation, molecular function: transcription corepressor activity; Hsp70 protein binding. Lineage: Eukaryota; Metazoa; Chordata; Mammalia; Rodentia; Spalacidae.